Molecule: messenger RNA, 1746 nt
Organism: Penaeus vannamei (Pacific white shrimp)
Lineage: Eukaryota; Metazoa; Arthropoda; Malacostraca; Decapoda; Penaeidae
Source: RefSeq, a predicted model, not a curated record
AUGAAAUUCUUUGUUCUUAAGCUAACUCUCAAGAGACCAGAUGUUCUCGCGCUGAGCGGCGCCCUCAUGCUCGCGGCUGGGAUCCUCGUCAAAGUCGAAGUCUACAAGUACGUGGAGGUUUCAGCCGAGUUUUCAGCCACGGCUCCUUACGUCCUCGUGGCUACUGGGGGCUUCAUGCUCCUGCUGGGGAUCCUCGCCUGCUGCUGCACCGCCAAAGGACAGCCUGUGCUGCUGUACAUUUACGCCGCCUUCCUUCUGGUUAUCUUUGUUAUCAUGAUCGGCGCAGGAGUGAGCACGUGGGCCUACCGGAAGCACCUGAAGAACAGCUAUGAGGAUGGCUUAACAAGGGCCUUCACCGAGUACGACAGGACACCCACCAUGACAAGUGCUGUCAACACCUUGCAGAACGUGUUGCGAUGCUGUGGAAUCCAGAAUGCCAGUGACUGGGUUGCUAUGCCAUAUGGUCAGAGCCACGACCCUCCCUAUCCUCCAUCCUGCUGUAGGGAAGAGCAGGAAAAUAUCUGUGUUGCUCUUCAUCCACAUGGCUGCUACUCCACCGUGAUUCACUUCUUGGAAUCAAGCACUGGAGUCAUCCUGAUUUCAGCCUUGAGUUUUGCUUGCUUCCAGUUUGUGGGAGUUAUACUUGCUUGCUGUCUCGCCCGCAACAUCAACAGGGCCAAAUAUGAGCAAGUCUGAGGCCGCGCCCCGCUCCCUCGCCCACUUCCUGCACCAAGUGAUCAACAGUAUGCUCAUGCAUAUACGCAUCCAUCAAGGCCUGUUGUUCAUGCAACCAUUGGAAGAAGUCUCUCAGGAGGAGCCAGGUCUCUGCCAAGGCCCACGCCAAGACCCACACCUCCUGAGACCUCAUUCCAUGUGUAAUUUCCUGAAUACAAGAGUGAGCACAAUAGCCCAGUGCCAUGGGGCAGCAGCUUUCAAGUUUUGGUGUAUACACUGAAGCUUACAAAGUGUUCUUCAAAUGUAUUCUAAAUGGAAACUGCAGGAAAUUUGUAUUUCAAUGGGUAAGAGGAGCGGGAGAAAAGAUAAAAUGGUAGGGUAUAAUACUUGUGGAAAUACUUUCCCAAGUAAUGAAUUUGUUUUGCUGAUAGAGUGGGAGUAACAUCUUUUGACAUCAGUUUCAGAGGUUGAUGUUUGUUAAUGGGAAAAUCUUGUCAGCCAUGAUGAAAUAUGAAUAAAAACAAUAUUACAUGGUCAGUUGUUUAGACCAGAUUAAUACUAGUGACAUCUCUGUGGCUGUAAUGUUUAUACAGAUUUUGUAAUAUGGCUUGAUUCUGUAAUAUACUGUAGGUAUUGUUAUCCAUCAUAAAGCAUUGUUGUGCAACCAUUUUUGUCAAUGGAAUUAGACAUAAAGUAAAUGGAAUCCAGUUCAUUCACAUUUUGAACACUCACAUUUCUCAUGAUUUUUACUUCUGUGAUCAUAACACAUUGAGGAGCAGAUGAUUGCUUAUAAUUAAAAAACGAACAUGUUGAGACCUUUAACCAAAAAAUACUGACUGUAUUCAUGUUAUUAACAAUUUCUUUUUUUUUUCUUAUUUUCUUUUCUUUUCUUUCAUGCAUUUACCAAUGAGGUGCUCAGAUGCAAGAUUUUUGCAUCACAAAAAUCUUGCUGUGAGCUAGAGGUGUUAAAAUACUAAUGUUUGAAGAUCAUUAUAAUUUCUCCAGGAACAACUUGAUACAAUGUUAUUGUUUUACAUAACAAUAGUCAUAGUCAUUUUAAAGUUUAUAUAU